Apodemus sylvaticus (European woodmouse) is the source of this 1452-nucleotide messenger RNA. RefSeq names its product insulin like growth factor binding protein 1 (gene Igfbp1). The record is from RefSeq and is a predicted model, not a curated record. Gene Ontology annotation, biological process: regulation of insulin-like growth factor receptor signaling pathway. Gene Ontology annotation, cellular component: extracellular region. The transcript has 4 exons. Gene Ontology annotation, molecular function: insulin-like growth factor II binding; insulin-like growth factor I binding. Bases 148 to 966 code for a protein of 272 amino acids. Lineage: Eukaryota; Metazoa; Chordata; Mammalia; Rodentia; Muridae.
UAUCCAGCGAGCUCUGAACACUGCACACGGCCAUCUGCCCAGAGAGCUGUGCCCACCAGUGCCACUACUAUCUACUCAGAAAGUCGUGACCACUGAACGCCUGCGCCUGCCCAGAGUCUGGUCCACAGCCUACUGAACCUUGCUGCGAUGCCCGAGCUUCUAACUGUUGUUUCUUGGCCGUUCCUGAUUCUCCUGUCCUUCCAGAUUGGUGUGGCCGCUGGAGCCCCCCAGCCAUGGCACUGUGCUCCCUGCACUGCUGAGAAGCUAGGGCUCUGUCCACCCGUGCCUGCUUCUUGCCCCGAGAUUUCUCGUCCUGCAGGCUGUGGCUGCUGCCCAACAUGUGCCUUGCCACUGGGUGCUGCCUGCGGUGUGGCCACUGCACGCUGUGCCCAGGGACUUAGCUGCCGUGCAUUGCCAGGAGAGCCUCGUCCCCUGCAUGCCCUCACCCGUGGUCAGGGAGCCUGUGUACCAGAACCUGCUGCACCUGCCACGGGCACCUCGUCCGGCUCCCAGCAUGAAGAGGCAAAGGCUGCGGUGGCCUCUGAGGAUGCACUCACGGAGAGCCCAGAGAUGACGGAGGAGCAGCUCCUGGAGAGCUUCCACCUGAUGGUCCCAUCCCGUGAGGACCAGCCCAUCCUGUGGAACGCCAUUAGCACCUACGGCAGCAUGCGGGCCCGGGAGAUCACCAACCUCAAGAAAUGGAAGGAGCCCUGCCAACGAGAACUCUAUAAAGUGCUGGAGAGAUUAGCUACAGCUCAACAGAAAGCAGGAGAUGAAAUCUACAAGUUCUAUCUGCCAAACUGCAACAAGAAUGGAUUUUAUCACAGCAAACAGUGCGAGACAUCCCUGGAUGGAGAAGCCGGGAUCUGCUGGUGUGUCUACCCAUGGAGCGGAAAGAAAAUCCCUGGGUCUCUGGAGACCAGAGGGGACCCCAACUGCCACCAGUAUUUCAAUGCACAUAACUGAAAGGAGUUCUUUUCUUUCUUCAUGUUCACACAAAAUAUUUAAGUAUAUAGUAUAUUUAUAGUCUGGAGCACACCAUUUUAUAUAUGUGUAUAUGUAUAUAUCCAGGAACUAGUUUUUAUACUCCACAUACUGCUUGAUGUAUGAAGCAGAUUUGUAUUUAUUCACUGUAAGUUUAUUUUUUUCUACACAGUUCUUGUGCUAUAUUAAUUUAUAUAUCAUGAAGCUCUUCUCAUCUCCGUACAUGUAAAUACCAUAUUUCAGCUCUUCCAAAGUUCUGCUUCGAAAGGGCCAAGAGAUACUGCCUAGAACAAGUCAGUCUGAGGUAGAGCACUUUCAGUGGGUUAGCAGAGGAAAGCUAGCCCAUGCUCUGGGAGAUUUCCUCAUCGGAUCCCACAGAUCCAGGUCUGAUGCACAUUUGCUGGGAAAGUUCCAAUGCUGACUGUGUAACCAAAGCUGAAUGUGGAAAGCUGCAUCCGAUACAUUGUU